AUGGAGAGCUCCGAAAGCCCCGAAGAACUGUCUGGAGACCUCUACCCCUGGCUCAAUGACGAAGACCUCCAGCUGAUCGGCGACCUUGGUCUCCCAGACCCUUACCAUUGGGGAAACCUGCAAGUCUGGACGGAGAGGUUCCUCCAAAAGUACCACGCCCGGAUUUCGGAUUCUAGAACUGUCCGCCACAGGUUCAUUCGGACUCGAUGCAUUUCUUGCAGACGUCUCUGCGAGGGCGCGGAUCUCGGAACCAUCAUCGACCCUGCCGUGGCGCUUCCUUGUGGCCACAUCAUGGGCUGGUCUUGCUACGCAGACUUCUGUGACAACUACAGCAUGGGUGUAGGGCAUCUGGUAUGCCCAUGGAACGGGCCUGGGCCGGACGAUCCUGCGAACUGGUCUCCAGCAUGCGACGAGCGCAUCGUCUACGACUGCGAACACUCGUCCAUCUUCGCACGUAUUCCACCUCCGACCGAAGAGUUUUACAUCCCCCAGGGGUUCUUCACGCCUGCCGGUGGCUUCGUGACGACCAACUGCCGCCGCUGUACCAUCAAAGAACUCCUAGUUCAGUGGACUCGCGAAGUUCGACAGGAUGAGGCAUUUCCUGACGCAUUUGCUGCUAGCUGCGGGAUGCAUGGACUUCUAGAGGAAGAACAGCCAGGAGUCUUGCCGGUCAUUCAGCUGGGGCUUGAAGAAGAUGCGGCGGUGCGGUCGAAGUUGCUGGAGGGUCUGUUUGGUUCAACGCCAACACCACUUGAUGGGGAUGAGCUGGAAGAGACAAGCACGGAGGUGCGUUUCUUCAGGACGGAGAUGGAUCCGGAAAAUACUGGAUAA
This is a messenger RNA of Ilyonectria robusta, 831 nucleotides long. RefSeq lists its product as uncharacterized. The record is from RefSeq and is a predicted model, not a curated record. NCBI's taxonomy places the organism in Eukaryota, Fungi, Ascomycota, Sordariomycetes, Hypocreales, Nectriaceae. Bases 1 to 831 code for a protein of 276 amino acids. The transcript has a single exon.